Molecule: messenger RNA, 1272 nt
Organism: Prunus armeniaca (apricot)
Lineage: Eukaryota; Viridiplantae; Streptophyta; Magnoliopsida; Rosales; Rosaceae
Source: the annotation of a GenBank genome assembly
AUGCCUGGGGUAGAAAUUGAUCGAUCUACCUUAUGGAAGAAAGCUAGACAGGACAAACAUGGUAACAUCCCAUAUCCAAAGGUGGCAGAGAAAGCAAAAUUAAUUGAUGAAUUGCAAAAACGAGUCUCGGAAGGCAGUCUCAGUGUAUCUGGCAGCAAUGAUGUGUUGACCAUGGCUUUGGGUCCCGAGCAUCCAGGGAGAGUGAGUGGGGUAGGUGCUGGGAUUUCCCCUAGGCAGUACUUCAAUUUACCCAAACAACAGAGGAUUAAGUUUGCCGAUCAUUUAAAGGAAAGUGUCAGACUUGUCCUUCAAGAAGAGACUAAGAAGAUGGAAGCUAGGUCAAGGGAAGAGACUUUAAGGAUGGAGGCUAGAACCAAGCAAUUGGUAGAGGCUAAGAGGAAAAAUUUACUGAGUCAGCUUUCCCAACUCAUCCCCAAUUUUGAUCCAAGCAUGCUUAAACCGAAAACUAGCCCCUGUCAAAACCAAAGUCCCAAAAAUCCAAUGUCUCACAAAGCAAGCUGCUCUGGGGCUGAUGUGAGAUCUCUACAUUUUGAGGAUGAUACUGCCAAAAAUGGGGAACAGCAGGAAGAAACAGUGCCAUCUUCCUUACAAUCCCUUUGUCGUUAUGUGGAAACGACACUAAAGCCUCAGGAGAAGAUCAUGACCUUCACAAUUGAGAAGGAGGUGUUUGGUGCAGAUCGCAGUACCUUCGUCUUGCAUGAAGAUAUUACACAAUUAGCAGGCAUGGAAGAAAUUGGGGCUACUGUGGUUGCAGUAUAUAUGAGGUGCUUAUAUGAUCGUUUGAGAGAAGCAAAUAUGUGCAACAUGGUUGGCUUUAUCGACCCUGCUCAAGUUAGUGCCAACGCUGGCCGUCAUUGGGUCUUGCUGAUUGUGAGAGCAAAGAGGGAAACUGUCUCUUUUCUGGAUCCUCUGCCUGGAAAUCGUGUGGUUGAUGAGGAGGCCAAAAACAUCGUGAACAGUGCUUUAAAAAUUUAUAAUUCCCACAUAGGCAGACCAGGCCGUAAAGCACCAAUUUGGAAAACUCUGCCAGGCACACCAAAGCAACCCAACAGUGUCGAAUGCGGGUAUUAUGUGAUGCGCUUCAUGAGGGACAUCAUCAUGGAUCCUUCCCUGGAGUUUGAGAAGAAGCUUAAUAAUCAUUGUUUAUGGAUUGCAAUUUGCCAAGGGAAAAGAGCAAGCGCCAUCCCCCAAGCAGCCAUUGAUGAAGUCCGGAAUGAAUGGGUAGAGUUUGUUUGCCUUCAUAUGGAGUAG